Messenger RNA from Clavispora lusitaniae ATCC 42720, 255 nucleotides. RefSeq names its product 60S ribosomal protein eL38 (gene RPL38). Gene Ontology annotation, molecular function: structural constituent of ribosome. Gene Ontology annotation, biological process: protein-RNA complex assembly; translation. The record is from RefSeq and is a predicted model, not a curated record. Gene Ontology annotation, cellular component: cytosolic large ribosomal subunit; ribosome. Lineage: Eukaryota; Fungi; Ascomycota; Pichiomycetes; Serinales; Metschnikowiaceae.
AUGGACCCUAUACUAACUUUUCAGAGAGAGAUCAAGGACAUUAAGGAAUUCGUCGAAUUGGCUAGAAGAGCUGACAUCAAGUCUGCUGUCGUCAAGGUUAACAAGAAGCUUAACGCUAACGGUAAGCCAUUCAAGCAAACCAAGUUCAAGGUCAGAGGUUCUAGAUACCAAUACACCUUGGUUGUCAACGACGCUACUAAGGCCAAGAAGUUGCAACAAUCCUUGCCACCAACCUUGGAAAUCAAGAACUUGUAA